UCGUUCAAGGAACUCUUCUAAUUUGUGUAUAUAUGCAAAAACGUGAUUUUACUAACCAACAUAUUACUCGAAUUUUCCCACCAUGGAAACUCCAAACAAAACAGAGCCAGAGCUCUCGUUCUCAAUUCCAGUGGAUUCUGAUCAUAAAGCCACUAAGCUAAAAUUACUCUCUGUAUCAUCGCCUCACAUGAGAGCCUUCCAUCUUGCAUGGCUCUCUCUGUUCGCUUGCUUCUUCUCAACUUUCUCCAUUCCACCUCUCCUCCCGAUAAUCCGCGAAGAACUCAACCUCACACAAGCUGAUAUCGGCCAUGCUGGCAUCGCGUCCUUUGUGGGCUCCAUCUUCUCGCGCCUCGCUAUGGGCCCUGUCUGCGACUCCUUCGGGCCUCGUAUCGCCUCUGCCACGGUCUCUCUUGUGACUGCACCAGCUGUGUUAGCCGUCUGCUUUGUCUCCUCGCCUCUGUCAUUGAUUGUUCUUCGCUUUCUUAUCGGCUUUUCGUUGGCCAAUUUUGUGUCCAGCCAGUUCUGGAUGAGCUCCAUGUUCUCAGGAUAUACUGUGGGAGUUGCUAAUGGACUUGUGGCUGGAUGGGCCAACGUUGGUUCUGGCCUUACACAACUCAUUAUGCCAUUAAUUGUCUCGUUAAUCGCGUACUUAAAUGUUUCCUCUUUUCCUGCUUGGCGCGUUGCGUUUAUUUUACCUGCAACGCUCCAAGCAGUGACAGCUAUUAUGGUCCUGACGCUGGGUCAGGACCUACCAGACGGGAACUAUAAACAAUAUAGUUCCCGUAGAACGAACAAAAACAAAGAGACCGUGAUCAAGGGACUUAUUCACGGGCUCCUAAACUACAGAGGAUGGAUUCUCGCCUUAAUCUAUGGCCUUUGUUUCGGAGUGGAGAUGACUAUAGAUAAUAUCAUUGCAGAAUACUUUUACGACAGGUUUAGCUUGGAUCUUGAAACUGCAGGGGCUAUAGCAGCUAGCUUCGGGCUGGCCAAUAUUGUGUCAAGGCCGGCUGGUGGGUUGCUUUCGGAUUUGAUGGGGAAGAUGUUUGGAAUGAGAGGGAGGCUCUGGAGUUUGUGGUUGGUGCAAAUGGUGGCUGGUUUGUUAUGCGUGGCGCUUGGAAGAGCGAACUCACUGUGGGGUUCUAUACUCGCUAUGGUUGGCUUUUCUUUGUUUGUGCAGGCUGCAUCUGGUCUUACGUUUGGUGUGGUCCCUUUUGUUUCCAACAGGUCAUUGGGAGUUAUAUCAGGGAUGACAGGGAGUGGUGGAACAGUUGGGGCAGUGGUGACUCAGCUAUUACUGUUUUCAGGCUCAAACAAAUUUCCAACACAAACAGGCAUCUUUCUAAUGGGACUUCUCAUGAUCUUAUCUACACUACCGCUUACAUUGAUCUACUUUCCACAAUGGGGUGGGAUGUUCUGCGGGCCUUCAAUCUCUUCAGAUCACUACUACCUGAUUGCCUAAAGAUCCUCAUAUUAAUGCAGCAUGAAUUUAGGAAGGAUAGAGCUUAAAAAAUUUCAAUUAAAUUGUCGUUGUAUUAUUAACACAAAGUAUGGUAUACCAAUUAAGCACUCUUCUUGUUA
Daucus carota subsp. sativus is the source of this 1578-nucleotide messenger RNA. Its product is annotated as high affinity nitrate transporter 2.7. The coding region runs from base 83 to 1459 and encodes 458 amino acids. The transcript is spliced from 2 exons. Lineage: Eukaryota; Viridiplantae; Streptophyta; Magnoliopsida; Apiales; Apiaceae. The record is from RefSeq and is a predicted model, not a curated record. Gene Ontology annotation, biological process: nitrate transmembrane transport; cellular response to nitrate. Gene Ontology annotation, cellular component: plasma membrane. Gene Ontology annotation, molecular function: nitrate transmembrane transporter activity.